AUGUCGCACACUGAGCAGCAAAAGAAGCUUCAUGGGUUGCUGAAAAGAAUUUCAAACCCUCGGAAUUUCUUUAGGGACCGGCAUCAUGUAGAGAUAGAGAAUGCAGCCGAAAGUAGCUCGCCGCAACCGCCAUCAACAACCGUGAUACCUGUGAAUGCUCUUGAUGAAGUUGCUGAAGUUAAUCCUCUCAGUUCCAGCGUUUCUACUCAGGUUGGAAACGAUAAGAAUCCAGUAGUAGCUCCUGGGUCUGAUCUCGCAUCGAGGUCAACUUCGAUCCACAAGGCUCUUUGGGAGAAAGCCUACAGCAACCUUAGGAGCGACGAAAAGAAAGCAGAAUACGUCACUAAGUAUGAGCAAUUGUUGUCCACAGUCAUUUUGAACCAAAAAGUGGGCGAGCAAAGUAUCGGAGAAGACCAAAUGAAAGAAAUCAUCGCGCAGGGCUUGAAGAAAAUCGAAAAGUACCAAAAAGCAAUCAAGAAUUCAGAGGACAAACUCGAAGCUGUCAAAGCCAUAAAGAGCAUUAUUGAAAUUCCGUUGAAAAACAUCCCACAGACUGCUUUGCCUUGGGCUAUUAUCUCUUCUACUAUCGAUAUCUUCCUUAAGCCAUUAGAAGUCGGGGCGGAGUUCUACAAUGGAGUUGGCUUUGUGGUUGGCAGGAUCGAAUGGUACUCUAGAUUCACCAACCAGCUCCUUAGUCAGAGCAGCUUCAGGAAUGAGAGCCCCCUUAUGAACAUACGCACGGACAUUGAACUGAGUAUCACGAAUCUUUACCAGUCUCUACUCUUCUACCAAAUCAAGAGCGUCUGUUGUUUUUAUCAACGCCGUCAAAUUUUAGUGUUGAUCCGGGGGGCACUACGUUUUGACAAUUGGAAAGGUGAUUUGGACGAUAUUAAGGCCGCAGAAAAAGCCCUUCGUGAGAAAUGUGACUUCUACAGACUGGAAUGUCUGAAUGAUGAAAUACAAGAAAUAAGCAUGAAGCACGACGUCCAGGAGAGGGCUAACAAUUUCCACAAACGUCUCCAAGCUAUACGACAUGUAGACCCAAAAAACAUCGCGGGAACGAUCUCGAAGCUCAGGGAAGACCCGAUGGCCGAUCUUUAUGAAUGGAUCUUUGGGACCGAUGUUUUUCAGGCUUUCGCAAAAUGGGAAGAUCAAAAUUCCUCGAGACGACUAUGGAUCAGCGGACAAGCUGGCACAGGGAAGACGAUGUUCCUGCUGGGCACAAUAAAGCAAAUUCAAACCAAUUGUCUUUUUCAAACCGGACUCGAAGAACCCCCGGCGCUCAUAUAUUUCUUCUGCCAAUCUACCGACGAUCAACUAAACAAUGGUGCAGCAGUGCUUCGAAGCCUAGUAUGGAUGCUACUUUGUCAACAGCCAGAUUUGAUGAAGCAUCUGGAAGAAAAAUUCUCCUCGUCAGGGGAUAAGUUCAUUCAUGAUCGAAAUUCAAUUGUCACGUGGUGUGAAGUCAUGACCAAUAUGCUCAGAGACUGUGGUCGCAUUAUUGUCCUCAUCGACGCCCUUGACGAGUGUGAGGAAGUGUCCAGAAGAUUCCUAGCUAGCUUUCUGGAGGAGCUGCUGGGUGAAGAAGAAUUAUCUCAUGUCAAAUGGCUGAUCACUAGUCGGCCCAUCUGGGACCUUAAACAUAGCCGGUCAGGUAACGCACCAGAAAAACACAGUCUUCUUGUUCUCGAUGAUCAUGAUCUUUCCCCCCUUAUCAACAAAUAUAUCAGUCGAAAGAUGGCAGAAAUCCGAGACCUUGCCAUGAACAAACAAUUUGUUCUUACAAUGGAAAAACAAUUGUGCGAGCGUGCAAGCAACACAUUUAUUUGGGCUUCUUUAGUUAUUUUGGGAUUUAAAAAUUCACCAGAGAAAGAUUGGAGACGUAUUCUGGAUCGUAUCCCCAGCGAUCUUCAAAAGCUGUAUGAAUUCCUAUUCGAGAAGCUACGCGAUCCAGACUGCAAGGAUGUUCUUGCCGUAGCUAUGCUGGCUAAUCGACCUUUAACUUUACCGGAGAUAGAGCAACUCUCUGGACUGGAGCCAGGUAAAAAUGCUGGAAGAAAUACCGUUACUUUGUGCGGAUCUUUUCUGACACUUCGCGACGAGACUGUUUAUCUGAUACACCAGACGGCCCACGAUUGGUUAGUUGAAAGACACUACCGUCUUCGCAGGGAAUCAUUAAAGGAACUUCACGCUUACGUCUACGAGAAUGCACUCAAAGGACUCAAGGCAGUGUUGAAACAGAAUAUAUACAACCUUCCUCAUUUUGGCAUUUUGACAGAGGAGGUGAAGCCCCCGUCAGAUGAUCCGCUAUCACCUAUUCGCUAUGGUUGUCAGUACUGGGUAUAUCAUCUAAAGGAGAGCAAAGUCGUUCAAACCCCAGGUAUUCUUGAUUUCUUACGAGCCCACUUUCUUCACUGGCUCGAGGCUAUGGCAUUACUAGGGCUAUUACCCGAGAUACUCCAGAUUGUCACCGAAUUGCUGUUAUUAGAAGGCCAUCAUUCAAAAUCUGAAUUGUCCAAUUUCCUGCUUGACAGCAAGCGAUUCAUUAAAAAGAACCUGCCCACUGUGACUGUAGCUCCGUUACAGCUCUACGUUUCUGCACUUAUAUUUACACCAACGGAUAGCCUCGGCGGUAUCGGCUACCACUCGGCAUACUUAAGAAAGAACGACCCAGAAAAACUCGUAAUCGGAUUCAAAUACUCCUUCGUGAUCGAUGUUCUAUACGUCCUCUUUAUCAACGUGCCCAAAUUCGCUCUGCUAUUACUCUACAAUCGCGUAUUCCCAAAACCCUUGCGCGUAAAUCUCUUCGUUCGUCUUUUGAUGGUAUAUCUCAUCCUGCAUACUAUCGGUACGACCAUCGCUCUAUUCGUGAUCUGCCAUCCCUCAGCUAUCGAUUUUGAUUACAUACACCAUCCACACUCGAAGCAUUGUGGAAAUGCGCAGGCUCUACAUGAUUUGUAUAUCUAUGAGAGUUUGCCGAACGUCGUCAGUGAUGUUGCUAUUCUCGUUCUUCCGAUGACGGUUAUAUGGCGAGCGACGAUGGAUAAUCGCAUGAAACUUGGGCUGGCAGUGACGUUCUCAAUGGGCGGGCUAGGCAUUAUAGUCUCCAUUCUCCGGUUCAUAUACUACUACCGCGACGCCUCGACCACCGAUCCCAGCUGGGCGGCCGUCACACUCGAGAUCUACACUCAAGCGGAAGUUGGUACCUAUCUGAUCUGUGCCUGUCUACCGACUUUCCGCCCAUUUCUCAAUUGCUCGUUUCGGGAAAGACAUGUCCAGCUUCCAUCCAUGAUGUAUAGUGGUAACCCUAUGCAUAUGCCAGCACCGGAACGGAACAUGAGACCUAAUAGUUUUGCGAGUUGGGAAGAGCGUUAUUGGGCGGAUGCGAAUCGCUUGGAAAAUGGGCCCAAGAAUCAGUUAUAG
Molecule: messenger RNA, 3423 nt
Organism: Talaromyces amestolkiae
Lineage: Eukaryota; Fungi; Ascomycota; Eurotiomycetes; Eurotiales; Trichocomaceae
Exons: 5
Coding region: 1-3423 (1140 amino acids)
Source: RefSeq, a predicted model, not a curated record